Molecule: messenger RNA, 1798 nt
Organism: Jatropha curcas
Lineage: Eukaryota; Viridiplantae; Streptophyta; Magnoliopsida; Malpighiales; Euphorbiaceae
Product: E3 ubiquitin-protein ligase DIS1
Biological process (GO): ubiquitin-dependent protein catabolic process; multicellular organism development
Cellular component (GO): cytoplasm
Molecular function (GO): protein binding; zinc ion binding; ubiquitin protein ligase activity
Source: RefSeq, a predicted model, not a curated record
CUGUCACUCUUUCUCGCCAGUACUAGCAUUACAUAGACUUGGGCUUUCUUACUGUUCAAAGGCUGAAACCUGAAAUAGAAAUAUAUUACCCUCUUUUUCUCUAACUUUCUGGGAUUUGAUUGGUAACUAAGAAAAACACCGGGAUUUUUUAGGAUAUAAGAAGGGAAACAAAAACAAUACUCGGGUAUAGGGCCCCACUUCAACUUAACCUUUCCUUUUUGUAUUUUCUCGAGAAAUUUCUCUCUCCUAACCCCUUCUCCUCUCUCUAUAUACACGCUCCUCUCUCUCUUUAAAGACUUUAAUUUGAAUUCUAUAUCUCUCUCUGUCUGUCUUUAUGUAUAGUUACGCGCAUUUCCUGUCUGUUGUUAUUUAUUGCAGUAUCAUUUAAUAGACGACCAUAAACCAAAUUUCUCCUCUUUCAUUUUGUCUCUCAUUACUAGGGUUUGUCUUUCUAUAUCUUCUUCAAUGGGGUUUUGAUUCAAAACUUUGUGCACAGUAUAGCUAGAUUGAGGAUUCAACUUGUCAUCAACAUUAACAAAUAAGGAAAAAGAGAUUGAGAGUAGACCAAGAUUUGGCGGUGAGAGUUUCUUGUCUAUGAAAGUGUGUCCACUCUUAAUUGCUUUAUGCAACUCAGAACUGUAAAAUCAAUGAGUGGCCAGACUAGCAUGGCAUCUGGCAAUCCUUUUUUCGAGGACAUGCGAAGUAAGCCAGAGGUUAUUGAUCCUCCUCAAAAUGAAGACAUGAUGGAUGUUAGUGAAAGUGUGAAUGAUCCUGCUCAGAUGGCUUUGAAACCGAAUGUGACUGUAUCUAGCAGUGUCCGUGAGCUAUUGGAGUGCCCUGUGUGCUUAAAUGCUAUGUAUCCUCCAAUUCACCAGUGCUCGAAUGGUCAUACAUUAUGUUCCGGCUGCAAACCCAGGGUUCACAACAGGUGCCCCACUUGCAGGCAUGAACUCGGUAACAUAAGAUGUCUUGCGUUAGAAAAGGUUGCUGCGUCUCUUGAACUUCCAUGUAAAUAUCAGAGUUUUGGGUGCUUGGGAAUAUACCCAUACUACAGCAAACUAAAACAUGAAUCACAAUGUGUCUAUAGACCAUAUAACUGCCCCUAUGCUGGAUCAGAAUGCACAGUUAUUGGUGAUAUUCCAUACCUGGUGGCCCAUUUGAAGGAUGAUCACAAAGUUGAUAUGCAUAAUGGCAGUACUUUCAACCAUCGAUAUGUCAAAUCAAAUCCACACGAAGUUGAGAAUGCAACAUGGAUGUUAACGGUUUUUAGCUGUUUUGGUCAGUACUUUUGUCUGCAUUUUGAAGCUUUCCAGCUUGGGAUGGCCCCUGUCUACAUUGCAUUCUUGCGGUUUAUGGGUGAUGACAACGAGGCGAAGAACUAUAGCUACAGCCUAGAGGUGGGUGGAAAUGGAAGGAAGAUGAUUUGGCAAGGAGUACCUAGGAGCAUAAGGGACAGCCAUCGGAAGGUCCGAGACAGUUUUGAUGGUCUCAUCAUCCAGCGGAACAUGGCUCUUUUCUUCUCUGGAGGAGACCGGAAGGAAUUGAAGCUUAGGGUGACUGGGCGGAUUUGGAAAGAACAGUGACGAGAUUUUUUCCAUUCUAUUCUACCAUUAGAGCUAGUAGAUUGGUUUUCGUUUUGUAGUCUAAUGAGUCUUCCGGUCAUAUAUUUUUUGAGUUGUAGGAAGCAAACUCUCUUUGCUUGUCUAUGCACCAAAUACAUGAGUGGGAGCCAUUACUCUUAUGCCUGCUACUAUAAUAUUUAUCCAUAGAAAUUCAGAUGAUCCACUCUGCAUUGCCA